Lycium barbarum (goji berry) is the source of this 1298-nucleotide messenger RNA. Its product is annotated as acylsugar acyltransferase 3-like. The record is from RefSeq and is a predicted model, not a curated record. The coding region runs from base 87 to 1298 and encodes 403 amino acids. Lineage: Eukaryota; Viridiplantae; Streptophyta; Magnoliopsida; Solanales; Solanaceae. The transcript has a single exon.
CUCUGUUAAAUUGCUAUGUAGUAUAUAAAUUCACACUCAACCGUGUGAACAAUACAAAUCAAAGUCCCUCGACAGUAACACAAAAGAUGGCUAGUGCAAAAUCACAGGUUGUAUCGAUCUCCAAGAAGAUCAUUAAGCCCUCCACUCCAAUCCCUUCUUCACUUAGACGUCACAAUCUCUCUUUCAUGGAUCAAUUGGUUAGUCCCGCACAUAAUCCAUUGGCUUUCUUCUACCCCAAACGCACAAAUUCAUCAUAUGACCAAAACCACAUAUCCCAGCUUCUUGAAAAUUCCUUUGCGGAAGUAUUGACCUCGUAUUAUCCAUUUGCUGGAACAAUCAAGGACAAUGUCUUUAUCGAUUGUGAUGAUAGGGGAGCUGAGUUUUAUAAUGUUCGAGUCAAUAGUUCCAUGUCUAAAAUUCUCAGCCACCCUAAUUACCAUGAUGCUACAAAAUUAGCUUAUCCACAAGGUUUGCCUUGGAACACUUCAUAUGACGGAAGUUUAGUAGUGGCUCAGCUUACACAUUUUGAUUGCGGUGGAAUAGCAAUUAGUAUAUGCAUCUCACACAAGGUCGCCGAUGCAUAUUGUGUAAUCAAAUUCAUCAAUGAUUGGGCUGCAUUAACUCGUGAUUUGGGUGCAAAACCAUCUACUCAGUUUGAUGGAACUUCAUUCUUUCCACCAACUAGUGAUCCUUCAACUUUACCAAAUUUCGAGCCCGAAAAUCAAGAAUGUGUGACAAGAUUGUACCAUUAUUCCUCCUCUGCAUUAGGCAGACUGAAGGCCAUAGCUUUUGCUGAAUCAGGUGUUGAGAAUCCAACCCGAGUUGAAGUUGCCACAGCACUUGUUCACAGGUGUGCUGCGGCUGCUUCAGCAAAGAGGAAUAAUAAUUCGGGUUCAUUCAAACCAUCUUUACUGUGCCAUAUCAUGGGUUUGCGCCCACCAGUGCCACUAAACUACAUUGGAAAUGCUAGUUGCUUUUUUGUCUCAUCAGCACCUACAGAAGAUGAUAUGCAAAUGCCCCAGUUGGUAGCUCAACUAAGAAAAGCUAAGCAUCAAUUGCGCGACAAACUAAAAAAUGUGCCACAAAAUGAGCUAUUCUCUCAAACACUUGAAGUAAUCAAAGGGGGUGCAGAGCUAUUGGCACAAUUAAGCAACUUUGAUUUGUAUAGAUGUAGCAGUUUGUGCAAUUUUGGACUAUGUAUAUUAAAAGAAUGUAUGUAUAUUAAACAUUCAAAUUUGCCCUUGUGGCAAAUAAUUGUGCCAAAUAACAACACGUGUAGAAGUUUUUCCAAAAUUUGA